AUGGAAAGCCCAAAUCAGACCACUGCUCAGGAGUUUAUCUUCUCCGCUUUCCCUUAUUCCUGGGGGGAUUCUGUCCUCUGCUUUGUACCGCUGCUCUUCAUCUACGCUUUCAUUGUUGUUGGGAACCUGGUCAUCAUCAUAGUAGUCCAGUUGAAUAGUCAUUUGCACACUCCAAUGUAUCUAUUUAUUAGUACCCUUUCAUUCAUGGAGAUUUGGUAUACCACCGCCACCAUUCCAAAGAUGCUCUCAACUCUUCUUAGUGAGAAGAGAAGCAUUUCCUUAAAUGGUUGUAUGCUGCAGAUGUAUUUCUUCCAUUCCACAGGCAUCAGUGAAGUUUGUCUCUUGACGGCUAUGGCCUUUGACCGAUAUCUGGCUAUCUGUAGCCCUCUUCAUUACCCCACCAUCAUGACCCCCAAGUUGUGUGCCCAACUGACAUUAAGUUGCUGUGUUUGUGGCUUUAUUACACCCCUUCCAGAGAUUGCCUGGAUAUCCUCUUUGCCAUUCUGUGGCUCUAAUCACCUUGAGCAUAUCUUUUGUGACUUCCUCCCCGUGCUACGCCUUGCCUGCACAGACACACGUGCCAUCAUCAUGAUUCAGAUAGUAGAUAUUGUCCACGCCGUAGAGAUUAUUACAGCUGUGAUGCUCAUUUUCAUGUCCUAUGUUGGUAUCGUGGCUGUGAUUUUACGUAUUCGCUCGGCCGAAGGUCGUCGCAAGGCAUUUUCCACAUGUGUUUCCCACCUCACCGUCUUUUUCCUGUUCUUUGGCAACGUGGCUCUCAUGUACCUCCGCUUCUCUGCCACCUACUCGUUGUUCUGGGAUACAGCCAUUGCUUUAGGCUUCGCAGUUUUGUCCCCCUUCUUUAACCCUAUUAUCUACAGCCUGAGGAAUAAAGAGAUAAAAGAAGCAAUAAAGAAGCACAUGGGCCAAGCUAAAAACUUUGUUCAUUCGACCAGAAUUCUCAAAUAA
Elephantulus edwardii (Cape elephant shrew) is the source of this 966-nucleotide messenger RNA. Its product is annotated as olfactory receptor 6K2-like. The coding region runs from base 1 to 966 and encodes 321 amino acids. The record is from RefSeq and is a predicted model, not a curated record. Gene Ontology annotation, biological process: G protein-coupled receptor signaling pathway. The transcript has a single exon. Gene Ontology annotation, molecular function: olfactory receptor activity; G protein-coupled receptor activity. Gene Ontology annotation, cellular component: membrane. NCBI's taxonomy places the organism in Eukaryota, Metazoa, Chordata, Mammalia, Macroscelidea, Macroscelididae.